Ahaetulla prasina is the source of this 3365-nucleotide messenger RNA. RefSeq names its product CD164 molecule (gene CD164). Gene Ontology annotation, cellular component: cytoplasmic vesicle. The record is from RefSeq and is a predicted model, not a curated record. Bases 166 to 768 code for a protein of 200 amino acids. NCBI's taxonomy places the organism in Eukaryota, Metazoa, Chordata, Lepidosauria, Squamata, Colubridae. The transcript has 6 exons.
GUUCCGUCGUCCGUUCAACGGCCGCCUCACGUGAUUGCAGAGGGCAGUACGGUCUGGCAAGGGAAACCGCUGGGCGCGAGACGAGCGUUCAACGGCCAUCUGGAACGGACGACGCUCUUCUGAGAGGGGAGGGGGUGGUCUCCGUUUUCUGUACCGUUUGCCGACAUGAGCCGUUACAGCCGCCAGCGCUGCUUCUGGGAUACCCUGGCUUGUUCGCUGCUCCUGGCGGUUCUCGCCUCUUGCCUUAUUCCGCAGAGCAAAGCAGCUGUCGAAGAAGUUGGCUGUGAAAGACAUACAAAUUGUAGUUCCUGCAUUGCUAUUGAAUCAUCUCAACUGAAUUGCACAUGGCUUCAAUGCACUGAAGGAACUAUGUCUCAGUGCACAAAUUCCACAAGUAUUCCACCAGGUUGUGUUGCUGUUUCUGAAAAUGGGACAUGUACAGAUUCUCCUGUCACGACUACUACAGCUAGUAAGACGACUACAGCUAGUAACUCCACCACAGUCACCAGCCCAACAGGUAGUACAAUUAACUCAACUUCGACAGGAAAACCUAUUCUGAAUACUACAACCAUUGCCACUACUUCUGUUAUUACUGCUAAAACAGGUACAACAGCUCUAACACCAACUACCAAGCCAUCACAUCAUAAAGCAAGUUUUGAUGCAGCCAGUUUCAUUGGUGGUAUUGUACUUGUGCUGGGUCUGCAAGCAGUUAUCUUCUUUCUGUAUAAAUUUUGCAAGUCCAAAGAACAAAACUAUCACACACUCUAGGAAAUGUUGCUUUUUAAGUGGACUUAGAUUAGCUCAAUAUUUAUGGUUAGCUACACCAAAAGAUGCUUAUUCUUUAUGGAAUACAGCAGUUCAAGAUAUUAUUUUUCAAGACUUAAAAAAAUAGAUCUGCAACGUGCUUGGAAUAAGAUGUGAAUCAUGUCUUGCUGAACAGAAAUAUUUGCAAUAUUCUGCAUGAACCCUUAUUUGCUGUUUUAAAUUUUUAGUAGCUGCUACUAUAGAAUCUAUUCUAUUAUUUGAUAUGCCAAAUGUAGCUGUUGACAGUUAUUGUAUUUAGUGGCAGCAAUGUUCUUGGUAGGUAAAUUUACAAUUACAGUGAUUUAAUUAGGUUUAGAUACAAUAUCCCUAUGCAUCAUUAUUGAAAAUAGAUUACUGUUAAUUUGACAUAAAAAUUAUCUCUGAAAAUUAUGACUUUUUAUCUGUUCAGCUUGGAAAUUGGAAGAGAUUUGUAGGAUGUUUUUAGGAUAUUUUUUUCUUAAAUAUGAAUGCCCAUAUUUUUCCAUAUUAUAUGAUAUUACAAGGAUGAUUGUUUUCUAUUGUAAGUGUAAGCAUCUAUAGGAAGAAUGAUGAUCAAAAGAUACAAGUUCUCCUGUGCGUAAGGAAGAAGGACCAGUGCCUUAAUUAGCAGAUUGCAAAUUGAAGUGUUGUGCCAUCUUAUAUUUUGAGGUUCAGUGAAGAAUGUUAUUUUAUUUGCACCAAGUUUUCUCCAUUAGACAUAGGAACCUCAGCACUAUAUGCUAACAUUGUUAACUGUUUUGGAUCUAUAUUUUUGAGGAAUUAGAUUCUUUGAGGAAAAUAGAUUGGGUAAGCUACAUGUGAUGAAUUUAUCCAACUGAUAUUUGUGGGCCUAUUAAAUGUGGCAAAGUGUGGAUUCAAUUUGCUGUAUCCAGGCUUUGUUUACUGUUUCUAAAGCCAUUUGUCCAUAGCCUUCAAAUUACCUGCCUUAGAAAAUGCUGUGCUUUUCAUAUGAGAAUAAUAAUUUUAGCAAACACAAUUUGUGCUCACAACAUUAUGGAUAUUUUAAAGGUACUGUAGUCCUGCAUGGAUCUUGGAAUAUUUUAUUCCCACAUAGCAAUAUCCGACCUGUACAUUUCAUAAUACAGCAAAUUGUAUGAUAGAACAAUUGUGAUGGAAACAAACUUGAUUGAACACUUGAACUAAGUUAUUUUAUUUUGAUUAUUCUCUUAAUAGCGUCAUAAUGUUUGUUUUGCAAGUCAUGUGAUAAAUACAGUUGAAAUAAUCAAAACUCAGUUUAUAGGAUUAAGUGCUUCUGCUAGAUGAGCUCCAGUCAGGAACUGCAGUGGUUGGUUGAUAUUAUGCUGGUGACAAAAUUGACUCUCUAGAUUUAUUGUUUAAAAUGUUAACAUCAUUCUAAUUUCCUUAAUCCUUCUAGUUUGAGUAAAGUUCACUUCAGUAUUAGCCAGAAAGUGAAUUCAUAAAAUAUAUUUAGUAGAGAGUACUGUAAUUUUAAAGAAUCUUCCGACAACUGCACUCCUAAAAGACAAUAGCUCAGGUGAAUAAGACAGUUGAACUGACUACUCCAUUCAGAUAUUUCCAAAAUAGGUAAUGUGUAUUUAAUGGCCUUGUGGUAGUCAUUUUACCCACCUCCCCAUGAUCUUUAUAAAUUUAAGAAGCUGAAAAUUUAAACACAAUGCUAAUGAAAUUCUAAAGAAUGAUGGUUUAAAAAUGCACUCUUAAUAUUAAAUAAACAUUAUUCUUCAAAUUAAGAUUAAAAAGCUAUUUACUUUUUGCUUCCAUGCUUAUUCUUGAAUGUUAAUAUUUAUCUUGUAAAUUUAAAGGGAAAAAUGUUUCAAAACUGACAGUGCAGUAUGCACUUCCAAAAUCAAAAUGUGAGAUGAUUUUGUUACUGAGCCAAGAAUACCUGUCAAAGACAUUAAAACAUGUAUUCCUAAAUAUAGGAAUUCUUUCAAGUGCCUUAAAUUUUCUUAAUGUUGGCCUCAUGUCAGGGAAUGAAAUUUUAAUCAAUAUAUCUGCCCCUUAGUGUCAGCAAUUGCUCUUUUCCAAUGAUUUUAGAAAAUUCAGGUAUUUCAGGAAAUCUAUAUUUUCUAUUUAGGCAUAAAGCUAUAUGUUUAGUUACUAGGGCAUUUCUAACAAUUUCAUACAGUGGCAGUAGAUUUGAUUUUCUAAACCAGCUUCAUUUGUAAUCUACCAAACAACAGCGGACACAUUAAGGGGCUUCCCGGUUAUUCACAUAUUAAAUUCUUUACCAUCUAGAUUUAGAUAGAUAAAACUUUGUUUUCGGUAUAAUGCCAUUACUUAUGAAUUAGUAUGAAUAGAUUUUUAUCACUUUGCUGGUUGUUUGAAAUUCAGCAUAUUGUUUGUUUUUUAAGCAAUUUCCUGUAUAGAAUAACUGAUCACGUGGACCUUAAUUCUUUAGAUAGUAAAUUGUGACUUUCAUUCUUUAUCUGGAUUGUUCUUAGAACUCUCAUAUGCAAAUGUACUGCAUAGGGAAUGGAAUGUUAUAGAUAUUAUGUACUGCAUAUGUGAUGUUGUCAUUGGAAGAAAUGCAAAUUAUUUACAACUGUAAUACCAAAAUAAUAAAUCAUUUAUUAAAAUGC